UAGAAUAUUUGCAUUUUGUUUUUAGUGCAGUUUGUUGUCCUUUGUUGGGCAAGAACAGUAUAAACGAGUAGUAGCAGUGUUUGCAAGUUCGCUUGAAAAGUUAGAAAAAAAGAAAAGAAAUAACACCGAAAUGGAGAAACAAGUGGAUUCAGAUAAUAAUGCAAAGCCCAUUAUCAAGGAAAUUCUAAAUCCAGGCAACAAAUACAUCGAACUAAAGCCUGGCACCAGGGUAAAAUUCCAUUUUCAAACACGUCGGGCCAACGAUGUGCGAAUCGUGGACGAUAGCAAGAAAAUCAACAAGCCGAUGGAGCUGGUGCUGGGCAAGAAAUUCAAAUUGGAAGUGUGGGAGGUGAUAGUGCAGAAAAUGUCCCUCAACGAGGUGGCCAAGUUUACCGUACACAAAUCGCUUUGUGCACAGUAUCCGUUCAUAUCGAAAACGCUGCGCGACAUUGGCAAAAAGCCGGAGGAGCGUCGUCAUUGCUGCGGCAUGACAUUGCAGAACGAGGGCAUGGGCUACGAGGAUCUGGAUGAGCUGCUGCAAAGGCCUGUCGAUUUGGAGUUCAUCAUCGAAUUAAUAUCCAUUGAGCUGCCCGAAGAGUAUGAGAAGGAGCGCUGGCAAAUGUCCGAUGAUGAGAAAAUGCUCGCCACGCACACCUUGCGGGAGCGCGGCAAUCGUCACUAUAAGGCGCACGAGUAUGCCGAGGCGGAGAUAUGUUAUCGCGAUGCGGUUGGCAUGAUCGAGCAGCUGAUGCUCAAGGAGAAGCCACACGAUGACGAGUGGCAGCAGCUGGCCAGCAUUAAGACCCCAUUGCUACUCAACUACGCCCAGUGCCGUCUGAUUGCUGGUGACUAUUAUGCCGUCAUUGAGCACUGCAAUGAGGUGCUCACGCUGGAUCCGCGCAAUGUGAAGGCGCUGUUUCGGCGUGCCAAGGCACAUGCGGGCGCAUGGAAUCCGGCACAGGCACGCCGCGACUUUAUCGAUGCGCUGGGCUUGGAUGGAACACUGAAGUCAACCGUUGCCCGGGAGCUGAAGGCCAUUGAGGAGCAGCAGCAUGAACGCAACGUUCAGGAUCGCAUCCAUAUGCAAAAGCUCUUCUAGAAUAUAAGUUGCGCUAACAUACUGCUCAUGCUCCUCGUUUAUUGGAGCAGCUAUGCGCAGCGUUAACAGUUAGCCAAUGCUUUUCUCUUCUGGCUAAAGGGUAGCUAUGUCUACUCUUUGGCGAUGCACUGCUCCAAAGGGUUUAUUAUGCUCUGUUUGAUUUUUAAUCAGCUGCUCUGCUGCUGGACCCUAUAUAAGACGCUGUUCGUGGCUAUCCAGAAACGUCGACGCAGACGUGAACGUGGACGGGCACGAUUGCGAGCAAGUGCACGAAAGAGAUGGCGACAAUGAAUUCAAACCAUAUUUCACUCUCUCUCUCGCUCUCCAUCUCUCUCUCCAUCUCACUCUCCAUUUAUACUAUUGGCAUUUCCAUAAUAUUUUUAAACAUUUGGAAUUAUCAUAUGAAACGGUUUCUGACAGCCAUUAAUCCGACUCCUAGACGCGAUUCAUCAAAUACUAUGAACGAAUAUGUAUAUGUUGUAUUUAUAUGUGUAUAUUAGAGUAUUAAUUAAUGCUACAAAAUUAUAAUU
Molecule: messenger RNA, 1629 nt
Organism: Drosophila novamexicana
Lineage: Eukaryota; Metazoa; Arthropoda; Insecta; Diptera; Drosophilidae
Product: AH receptor-interacting protein
Exons: 3
Coding region: 131-1099 (322 amino acids)
Molecular function (GO): protein binding; peptidyl-prolyl cis-trans isomerase activity
Source: RefSeq, a predicted model, not a curated record